Lathyrus sativus (Indian pea) is the source of this 1245-nucleotide messenger RNA. NCBI's taxonomy places the organism in Eukaryota, Viridiplantae, Streptophyta, Magnoliopsida, Fabales, Fabaceae. The record is from the annotation of a GenBank genome assembly.
AUGGGUGAAGAAAUUUUGAGUAGUGCGGUGGUUGUUAGUGUUAGAGAGUUUGAUCCAAAUAAAGAUAGAGAAAGUGUUGAAGCAGUUGAAAAAAUAUGUGAAGUCGGUCCCAGUGGAAAACUUUCUCUCUUCACAGACUUGCACGGUGACCCUAUUUGCAGGGUCCGCAACUCACCAACUUUCCUUAUGCUGGUUGCUGAAGUAUGCAAUGAGACAGUUGGAAUGAUAAGAGGUUGCAUCAAAACGGUUACCUGUGGGAAGAAGAUCAUAAGACAAACUAAGAACACUAAGAACUCUGAGGCAAAUUCCAAUCAUGUCCCUGUGUUUACAAAACUCGCUUACGUGUUAGGCCUUCGAGUUUCGCCGAAUCACAGAAGAAUGGGGAUAGGGUUAAAGCUGGUACAAAAAAUGGAAGAAUGGUUCAGAGAGAAUGGUGCUGAGUAUUCAUACAUGGCAACGGAAAACGACAACGUUGCAUCAGUUAAACUUUUCACCGACAAAUGCGGUUACUCAAAGUUUCGUACACCGUCAAUUCUCGUGAAUCCCGUUUUUGCGCACCGUGUGAAAACGUCUUCGUCGAAAAUAACCAUUAUUAAGCUAACACCAAACGACGCCGAAUCGAUUUACCGUAACAAAUUCUCCACCACCGAGUUUUUUCCUCGUGACAUUGAUUCUGUUUUGAAAAACAAACUCACUCUCGGAACUUUUCUCGCUGUUCCGUGUGAUGGAAAAUAUGGGCCGGAUAAUUGGGCCGGGCCAGAAGCCUUUUUAAUGGAUCCACCGGGAUCAUGGGCUUUAUUGAGUGUUUGGAAUUGUAAAGACUUGUUUACACUUGAAGUGAAAGGCGCGUCGCGCGUGAGACGCGUGUUGGCUAAAACCACUCGCGUGAUAGACAAGGCUCUUCCGUGGUUACGGUUACCUUCGAUUCCGAAUUUUUUUGAACCGUUUGGGUUUCAUUUAAUGUAUGGAAUUGGUGGGGAAGGACCUGAAGCAUUGAAGAUGGUGAAAUCGUUAUGUGGUUUUGCUCAUAAUCUUGCUAUGGAAAAUGGUUGCAGUGCGGUUGCUACUGAGGUUUCUAGCUGCGAGCCUCUUCGUUUUGCGAUUCCUCAUUGGAAGGCUUUAUCUUGUGAAGAGGAUUUGUGGUGUAUUAAGAGACUUGGUGAAGAUUAUAGCGAUGGUUCUGUUGGUGAUUGGACUAAAUCUCCACCUGGAUUUUCCAUUUUUGUUGAUCCUAGAGAGUUUUAA